AUGAUCACACGCGUUGGCGACGUCGAAUCGCCGAGAAGGGGCAGUCCGAGCGAGGUGUUCUCGUCCGACAUCAAUGAUAUUCAUCGAGCGCGCAAACACCAGAAACCAUCCAGAUGCACCAAAUUGAUGGCGAUCUUGUUCGGCGUUCUCGCGCUCAUUUUUCUCCUCUCCACCGUCGCGUUGGCAAUCGUCGUUGGAAUUAAGUACAACCAGGACGACGAUAAUAUCAAAGAGAUUCCGAUUCAACGCGAUGACACCGGAAAAUUGCAGUUUGACUGGCCGCAACCAUCGGGCAGCCUGUUCGCGCAUUACAAAAAAGCGGCGGUCGCGUCGGAUCACGGAUUGUGUUCAGAAAUCGGCCGCGACAUUCUCAUCGAAGGCGGAAACGCGGUCGACGCGAUGAUCGCGACGCUUAUCUGCAUCGGCACCGUCAAUCCGCAAUCGUCGGGCAUCGGCGGCGGAUUCGUCAUGACGCUCUAUAACGCAUCGACGGGAAUGUGCGAAACGAUCGACGCUCGAGAAACGGCGCCGUCAGCGGCCACCGAGGACAUGUUUGUUCAGAAUCCCAGUGAUUCUGUCUACGGCUAUCGCUCGAUCGCGACACCAUCCGAACUCCACGGCUUCUGGACCGUUUUCAACAAAUACGGAUCGGGCAAGGUCACGUGGAAGCGGCUGUUCGAGCCGUCGAUCAAUCUCGCCCUUCACGGAUUCCCGGUGUCUUCGAAUCUCGCCAUGGUGUUGGCCGACAAGGAGAAGCUGAUUCGCGAUGAGCCGACAAUGAGGGAGAUCUUCGUCAACCCGAAAACGAAUCGCGUCUACGAGGAGGGCGAUAUUCUCAAGAGGCAACGACUCGCCAACACCUACAGCCUUCUCGCCAACGCCACAGAUCCCGUCGAGUUGUUCUACAAAGGCGGAAUGGCGCAGACGAUCGCCGGAGAGAUCACCGACAACGGCGGGCUCGUCAAUGAGACGGACCUUGCCAGCUACGAGACGCUGAUUGACGAUCAGCCGCUGGUCAGCUCGCACCUUCCCGGCGAUCUUGAAAUGUGCGGACCACCGCCGCCGUCGUCGUUCGUCAUCACCCAGAAUAUUAUUCAAGUGAUGGCACAAUUCUAUAAGAAUGGCGACGUCGAUUUGGACGAUCCGCUCGUUUAUCAUCGGCUCAUCGAGAUCGAGAAAUUCGCGUAUGCGCAACGCACCAAACUGGGCGAUAUCAAAUUUGUCGAAUCGGCGAAAUCGUUGGUCGACGAGAUGAUGACAGAGGAAUACACGAAGAAAAUCGCGAGCAUGAUUAAGGAGACGGCUCAGCCGCUUGAAUAUUACGGAGGCGAUAAGCAGACGAUGGCACCGGACCAUGGAACUUCGCACGUGUCCAUCAUCGAUGCUCAAGGGAAUGCGGUGUCUGCGACGUCUACUGUAAAUCAAAUAUUGGGAUCAAUGAGAGCUUCGCCAACGUUGGGAAUCGUUUGGAACGAUCAGAUGGAUGACUUUAGCACGCCUGGCCAGAAGAACUCGUUCGGCUACGCGCCGUCGCCGACCAACUUCAUUGCGCCUGGAAAACGGCCGAUGAGCUCGAUGAGCCCGACGAUCAUCUAUAGCAAAAAUGAGAAUCGUGUCGAGAUGGUGUCGGGCGGCUCGGGAGGCUCCUACAUCAUCUCGUCGACAGCGCAAACCGUCAUCCGAACAAUGCUCUUCAAUCAGACGGUGAAGGCGGCGGUGGACGCGCCAAGAUUCCACAAUCAAUACCUGCCGGAAGCGACCGAGACGGAAGAAGCGAUGCCGGAAGCGUUGCGGCAGAUUCUCAUCGCCCAAUAUAAGCAGAAUUUCACAAUUGUGCCACGCCAAAAGUCGGUGGUGCAAGCGCUAAUUGCACGAGAUGGCUUCGUCGAAGGCAAUAGCGACUACCGACGGAAAACCUCAACGUACCCUGCUGGUUAUUGA
Molecule: messenger RNA, 1941 nt
Organism: Caenorhabditis bovis
Lineage: Eukaryota; Metazoa; Nematoda; Chromadorea; Rhabditida; Rhabditidae
Source: the annotation of a GenBank genome assembly